AUGUAUUUGGGGGGUUGUGCACUCGGAGGGAGGAAGGGGAAAGGGGAAAUAGUUUUCGGUAGUCUCGAUCGUGAUAUAAACGACCUCGACUUUAUUUGUUUUUUGUAUUAUUAUUCGAAGAAAUUUGAAAGACUCGUCGUUUCCGGUCAAGGUUUUUUCUAG
Pediculus humanus corporis (human body louse) is the source of this 162-nucleotide messenger RNA. RefSeq lists its product as uncharacterized. The coding region runs from base 1 to 162 and encodes 53 amino acids. The record is from RefSeq and is a predicted model, not a curated record. NCBI's taxonomy places the organism in Eukaryota, Metazoa, Arthropoda, Insecta, Psocodea, Pediculidae. The transcript is spliced from 2 exons.